This is a messenger RNA of Artibeus jamaicensis (Jamaican fruit-eating bat), 10666 nucleotides long. RefSeq names its product pericentrin (gene PCNT). The transcript has 50 exons. The record is from RefSeq and is a predicted model, not a curated record. NCBI's taxonomy places the organism in Eukaryota, Metazoa, Chordata, Mammalia, Chiroptera, Phyllostomidae. Gene Ontology annotation, biological process: signal transduction. The coding region runs from base 127 to 10242 and encodes 3371 amino acids. Gene Ontology annotation, molecular function: molecular adaptor activity.
UAUGUCUGCGUGACAGUUGUCGCGGGGGAGGGCGCGCCAAGGAGAGGGGGAGUGUAAAUAGAGCGAAGGCGGCGCCAGGUCGGACCCGUCGCCUCCUGGGUGGACCUCGAGGAGGCCUAGUGAGAGAUGGAAGACGAUGAGCAAGAGCAGCGGCGCAGAAAGGUGGAGGCCGGGAGAGCGAAGCUUGCUCACUUCCGACAGAGAAAAACAAAAGGUGACUAUACGCAUUCGAAGAAAAAGACGGCGAAGAGGAAGGGCCCGGCUGUCGAUGCGCCUGUCCAGGAGGAGAGUCCGGUAGCCACUGAGGACAGUGGAUUUCUGGGAGAAGGGGACGUUUGCAAAACCACGUUGUGUAGUGACACCCCUGAUGGGGCAUCAGCAGCUCAGCUGGAGAACCCUGAUGGAGCAAGGACAGAGGACUUGGAGCAGCCGUGGCAGAAGCUGGAUGGCGACGGUUUGGAACAACCUGGGCUCCUCACAAAGGAGUGUGGCCAGGAAUGCACACCUGAACUCGCUGAACUGAUGAGCCAACAUGGAGAAAAGACUGGCAGGGAGCAGUGGGCAAUGUUGGGGCUGCCAGCAGAGAUGCAGCCGGUGCAGCUGCAGACCCAGCCGGUGCCGCCCCUGGAGCUGGAGGCGCUGCGCUUGAGUCUGAGCAACAUGCACACAGCACAGCUGGAGCUGACACAGGCCAACCUGCAGAGGGAGAAGGAGACAGCACUGACAGAGCUGCGGGACAUGCUUAAUGGCCGGCACGCCCAGGAGCUGGCCCUGCUGCAGAGCCGCCAGCGGCUGGAGCUGGAGCUCGUUAGGGAGCAGCAUGCGAGGGAGCAGGAGGAAGUGGCACUGAGGUGCAGCCGGGAGAUAGCCGAGCUGAAGGAGAAGUUACAAUCAGAAAUGGAGAGAAAUGAGAACAUAAUAGAGAACUUGAAGCAAGACUGGGAAGCUGAGAGAGAUUCAUGCUUAGAAAGCCUACACAAAGAGUUAUCUGCAAAGCAUCAGUCAGAAUUGGAGAGCUUACAAAGCCAGUUUAAGAAGGAAUUGGCAGAACAGAAAGCUGAGCUGGAGAAGAUUUUUCAAGCCAAAAAUCAGACAGAAUUGUCCCUGCAGACACUGCAGGCUCAGCACGACGCCGUGGUGACCAGGCUGCAGGAAGACCUGCAGUCGGAGCGCUGCCGGCACGCCGAGGACCUGGACCUGAGGGUCAGAGAGAAGGAGACAGAAAAGCAGCUGGAGUUGGAGAACCUUCAAGCAUCUUAUGAAGAGCUGAAGGCUCAGUCACAAGAGGAAGUCAGGCGCCUGUGGUCCCAGCUUGAGUCCAUGAAAACCGACAGACAGGAGCUGAGUGACUUGCGUGAACAACUCCUGGCUCGAGCAUCUCACGUGGAAGAAUUGGAACACCUGCAGCGAGACUUUGAGCAGCGACAGCAACGGGAGAAAACUGAGCACGAGUCCGAACUGGAGCAGCUGCGACUUUACUUUGAAAAGAAGUUGAGGGAUGCUGAAAAAAGCUACCAGGAAGACCUGACUCUGUUACAGCAGCGGCUGCAGGAGGUGAGGGAGGAUUCUGUCCUGGAGUCUGCAGAAAUGAGUUCAUCCAGUGCGGUUUUAGAAGAAACAUCUGAAAAAGAAAGAAGAGACCACCUUGAUCAGCUCAGCUUCCAGCUGGAGCAGUAUGAGGAGGACCUGUGUUUGCACACACGGUUAGAAGAAAGCCCCCAGUGCCAAGUGGCAGUGCAGCAGGAGGCCCACCUUGCAAGGACCCAGGUGUUGGCACAGCACAUGGGGCUCUUGGAAGAGCCGGGCUCAGAGCUCGGUCGCAUGCACCUUCGGGGUGCACAGGACCCGGCCGUGGAGUUAGAGACUGAAGUGGCAACGACAGUCUUCAGUUUGGAAACUGAUCACAAGGUUAAACUCUCACUGUUUGAGAUGGAGCUCCAAGAAGAAAUCAAUCUUUUAAAAAUAGAAAACCAGAAUUUACAUGAGAAGCUGCAGCAGGAAAUCCGCCUGAAAGAGGACUUGGAGAAAAUAAAGCAUAAUUUAGUUGAAGGUCACCAGGAAGAACUAAGGAAAGCUAAGGAUCAGAUUGAGCUAAUGAAACAGGAACUUAAAGAAAGAGAAGCAGAGUGGAAAGGUGCAAGUGAAGCCCUAAGAAGAGGGGCUGAAGAGAAGUUAACUCUCAUGCUCCUGGACCUGAGAGAACAGGCUGAAUUGGAAAAACAGUCAAUAAUAAACAAGUUCGAGCUCCGAGAAAUGGAAAUGAAGCAACUGCAGGAUCAGCAGGCGGCCCAGAUCUUGGACCUGGAGGGGUCCCUGAUGGAGCAGCAGGGCCGCCUGCAGCAGCUGGAACUGGGCCUCACUGGGGACGAGUUUCUUCACUGUGGCCAGGUGCCAAGCAGUGGUCUGGCUCCCAGGGACCAGGACCAGGAACAUGCUACACUUCAUUUGAAGGAGGACUGUGACCUCCAGCUGAUGCUGGCCCAAAACAGAUUUUUAGAACAACGUAAGGAGGUCACAGAGAAAUUCACUGCAGAACAAGAUGCUCUCCUGCGGGAAGCCCAGGAGAAGCACGCCAGGGAGCUCCAGCUCCUUCAGGAGAGACACCAGCAGCACAUUCUGUCCCUAACAACAGAGCUUGAGGCCAAGCACCAGGCCAAGGUUGAAGAAUUGAAGGCUGUGUUCCAGAGGGAGCAGCGGGAUCUUUCAGAAGCUCGUGUGGCUGAACUGCAGGCAAAACACGCUGCUGAAGUCUGUGCUCUGGAGACCAGACAUUUGUCACACCUGGAUUCUGUGGAGUCAUGUUACCUGUCUGAAAUCCAGACCCUCCGGGAUGAGCACAGGCGGGCCCUGGAGCUGUUGCAAGGGGAUCUUGAGGAAAAGCUGCAGAAAAAGGACUCUUCUCACCAAGUCAUUUUGACUCAGGAGUUAGAGAAACUUCAGCGGAAACAUGCCGAAGAGCUUGAGUCUGCAAAGGGCAGCUGGAGAACUGAACUAAGCACCCAACACACAGAGCGCUCGAGGGCCCUGGCCGCCGAGCUUCGUGAGGCUCACCAGGAGGAGUUGGCUGCAGCUUUGCUUAAUCAGAGGCGCCUGCUGGAGGAGGAGAAGACCGUGGCCCUGGACAAGGUGCGUGCUGAGGUCCUGCGCCUGGAGCAGCAGCACCAAGCAGCCCUGCAGGAGCUUGGCAACGUGCAUGCGGCUGAGAUGCAGAGGCAGCAGGCAGAGCAGCAGGGUGAAUUUGAACGUGAAAAGAAAGCUGCUUUGCAUGAAACAAAGGAGAGACACAGACUGGAGUGUGAGCAGGCACAGUCUCUUCACCAGAAGGAGACGGAGUCCCUGUCUCUGCAGCUACAGGAGAAGAGCAAGCAAAUUCUGCAGCUGGAAGACCAGAUUUUAUCCUUAAGGCGUGAGAUAGAAGAGUGCCGUUCGGAACUGGAGACAUUACAGCAAAGGCGGGACAGGGAGAACCAGGAAGGCACGAACCUCAUCUCACUGCUCAAGUCCGACGUGGACCUGUCUCACAGCGAGAGGACAGCUCUCCAGGAGACCCUGCGGAGGCUGCUGGGCCUGUUUGGAGAGACAGUGAAGGCUGCCAUCAUCCUGAAGAGCCGGAUCAGUGAGCGCGUGGGGCUCUGCCUGGAGGAUGAGAGUCUGCCCAACACGAGGCUGGGGGGCCAGUCCCCAUCUGCAGUGCCAACACUGGAUGAGAUGUGGCCUGGGCCUGACGUGACCCUGACAGAGCUGGAUAAAACUUUGACUGAAUGCACUGAGGUGUCUUCCAUGGCUGAGAUCAGCAGCCACAUCCGUGAAAGUUUUUUCAUGAGCCCAGAAAGUACACUGGAGUGUGAGCAGCCCAUCAGGAGCAUGUACCGGAGCCUUGGCCUGGCAGUGGACAGCCUCCUGGAGAUGGCCCUGGACUCCUCCAAGCAGCUGGAGGAAGCACGCCAAAUUCAUGCUCGUUUUGAGAAAGAAUUUAGCUGUAAGAAUGAGGAGAUGGCCCAGGUCGUUAGAAAACACCAGGAAUUACUGGAACGCCUGGAGGAGGAGAACUCGGCCAAGACACAGCUGACUCUGGAGCUGCACAAGGCAGAAGGCAUCAUCGAGGGAUUCAAGGUGGAGAAGGCCAGCCUGCAGGAGGCACUGGGCCAGAAGGAGAUGUCCGAGCAGGGCCUCGUGGUCGAGCUGGAGAGCCUGAAGCAGCAGCUUCAUCGGGUGACUCGGCAGCAGGAAGAGCUGAAGGAGGAGAACUCUGUCCUGUGGCACCAAAAGGAAGUGGCAGCUGCAGAAGCAGAAGAGAGAGAAGCUGGUGUUCCUGUUACUAUAGCACAUAAGGAUUCAGCGCUUCAGAGGGAAGUGGAAGCUGCCACCACAGAGCGGCUGGAGACCAAGCAGCAGUGUGAAAAGGACCGCAUGGCUCUGCUCGCCCAGGUGAAGCUCCUGGAGGCUGAGCUGGAAGAGCAGGUCUCGCGCCAUCGAGCGUGUGCCUUGCAGGCUGAGGAGCUCAGUGCCCUGCGGCAGCAGAUGGUGUCCCUGGAUAAGCACUUGCGCAGCCAGCGGCAGUUCAUGGAUGAGCAGGCCGUGGAGAGGGAGCACGAGCGGGAGGAGUUCCAGCAGGAGAUCCAGAAGCUGGAGGAGCAGCUCCGCCGGGCAGCCCAGCUGCAGUCCCGGAGCACCCGCGACAGUGAACAGGCACAGCUGGAUGAGGAGGUUGAAUUGUUACAGGAAAAGUUGAGAGAAAAAUCAGAUGAACUUAACGAAUUGGUUUUGAAGAAAGAAUUAUCAGAUAGACAAGUGCUGAUCCAGGAAGAGGAAAUUAAGCAUCUGGAGGAGACAAAUGCCGAUACGAGGAGGAAAGUGAUUCAGCUCCAGGAAGAACUGGAGAAGCAGAGGAGAGCUGUGAAGGAGCUACAGCAGGAUAAGGAGGCAUUACAGCAGCAGCAGAUGAGUAAUUUGCUUCUGGUGUCCACAUUGCAGUCUAAACUAGAUGAGGGCAAAUGCCCUUUGCCUGCUGCAGACAGCCGCCCUGAGGGCUCUGAAGUCCAAUUGGAGGCUGUGCAGAGGGCCCUCCUGCAGCGGGAAAAUGAGGUUUUAGAACUACAAGAACAAUUAGAAAAGAUUAAAGAUGACUUAAUUAGUAAAAAUGAAGAAAUACUGCAUCUGAACUUAAAGUUAGACCUGCAGAACAACCACACUGCUAUCAGCGUCAGAGGACUACAGGAGGAGAAUGCCAGUUUGAAGGCAUUUCUGCAAAACAAAGAAAAGGAGAUACUGCACAUGAGCGAGCAGCUUGAGGCACAACUGGCUGGGAUGGGAAGUGGCGCUCUCAGCGAGGUUAUGUACAGUAGAAGCUCUGAAGUGGAGGAACUGAAGUCCAUUAUUGAGACUUUGCAGGAAAACCAGGAGCGGCUGCAGAAGGAUAAAGCAGAGGAAAUUGAGCAACUGCACGAGGUCAUCGAGAAGCUGCAACGGGAGCUGACCUUUGGGGGACCUGCCAAGCCUGAGCUUGGUGACAGCCAAGCCGAGGACCUCCAGAGUGAGCUGGAACUUGGGCUGUGCCGCCUGCAGGCUGAGGGAGCUGAGGCCCAGGCUACGCUGCAGGCCGAGCUCCAGGCUGCGCUUGUGGCCAAGGAGGACUUGAGCCAGCUGCUGGCUGAGCAGGAGCACCAGCAUGGCCAGGCGCUGGAGGCCCUGCAGCAGCGCCUGCGGGUUGCAGAGGAGGCUGCUGCAAGGCAGCUAUCCCAGCUGGGGCCCAGCCCAUCCCUACAGGAGUCUGAAGUCCAGGGCUCCGCCUCCCAGAUUCAGGAGUUUGAGGCUGCUCUCAAAGCAAAGGAUGUAGAGAUUGCCCAGAAAGAUCUGGAAAUUGAGGCUAUGAACAGAAAGCAGUCAGCCCACUCCACCGAACUAAAGGCCAUCCUGUUGGCCUUUGCCCGCCUCUGCCGCACCCUGGAACAGCAGCCCCUGGGUGCCACAUGUGAGCCCCCUGAGCUCCAGCGGCUCCGUGUGCAGUGUGUUCGCCUCAGCCGCCAGCUGCAGGCACUGAACCAGCAGUUUCUGAAGUGCCAGAAGGAGCUGGACAAACAGCAGGCAUACCGGGACCCCGUGCUCCAUCAUGUGAAGGACAGUUUCCAGACAUGUAUAGCCAGGGGUGACAAGGCCUCAUGUGAUGAAGAGCUGGAACAGAAUGUGAGCAGCAGACAGCAAACUGAGGCCUCCUGUGGCCAAAGCAGUGAUCCACAGAGUCCAGUGAAGGGUGAUCUGCAGUUUGCCAAAGCCCCGGUAACGGUAAACCACUCAGGCCUCCACAAACAAGACAGCAUGAUGUCAGUGCUCACGGUUUGCCAGAGGCAGCUGGAGUCUGAGCUGUUCCUGCUGAAAAAUGAAAUGCAGUUGAGUGCUGAGGACCAUGGCAAAGCAUCAGGGACAAUGAAGGAUAAGGUAAAACUACUGGGAGAUUGUAAGCUGCAGAAAGUUGAUCUCAUGACUCAAGUGAAACAGCUUCAAGAAAAACUGAACCGUCUGUUAUAUUCUAUGAACCUCCAGAACAUCAAGACAGAGGAUUUCAACUCUCAAGAGCCAUUGGCAUUUUCUCAUGUUUUAGAAAACAGUUCAAGUUGUAGUUCUACUAAUGGUGAAGAAACUGACCAGUCAUGUCCUGUUGAUGCAAUUAAUAUCAGCAAAAUCCCACAGGAUCUAAUUGACAUUGUUGGAAAUCGGGAUUCAUUGAUAAGAAAUGAAAUACCAAAUGUUCCCACGGAAGACAAGGUAGAUGGGUCAUUUUAUUUACAGGUGAGCCUGCCUAGUAGCUCCCGUGACUUAACCUACACCGAGGAGGCUGAGCCCUUGAAGAAUAAACUCAGUGUGAUGGACCUGUCCUCCUGGAGCUCUCCUGAGGUCGUCAGGAAGGACUCAACACUUGAGCCACUGCCCAGCCUGCCCCUGACCCCCUGCUUGGACACCAUGAGCCAGCGCAGCCCAGAUACCUCCCUGAGGGAAAGAAGGAGCACCUCGCUGCUCCAGGCUGACCAGUUGGAGCUACUUAGUACCCCCGGUGGAUCUGUAGCAGUAAAGGCCACUUGUUGGGCAGAGUCAUCAUUGGCUGCAGACAAGGCUCCCUCUGUUGACCAUCAUGUGCAUCGUACAGCUGUGGAGAAAGAUGUGGAGGAUUUCAUCAUAACAUCUCUUGAUUCUCGAGAAAAGUCAAGAUUACCUCCUCUUGGAUUAGAAGGAAAAGGCAAUGGAAGUGAAAACAGUAAUGGCUCUGGCUGUGGAGAGAUACUAAACCCAGGUUCAAAAGGACUCGAAGCCCCCAGUGCUGGUCCUGCAAUGCUGCCCCCUGCCUCAGGAAGCUCCCAGCAGCCACUGGAAGCCAUGAAGGAGAAGGAAGUCCACCCAAAGCAGGUUAAGGCUUUGCUGCAGAUGGUGUAUGACGAGAGCCACCACAUCCUGGCCCUGUCCGAAUACCAUGGAUACCCCAGUGCGCUGAGCAGGGGCGAGCCAAGCGCCCCCAUCAAGCACUUCCUGAGGGGGGGCCAGGGCCUAUUGGAGACAGUGCCAGCUCUGAGGGGGCACAUGACCUCAACACCCCAACAGGGAGAGAAGUUUCAGGAACCUUCUGAUACCUGCCUCGACUGGAGAGGAGAAUUCCUGCAGGUCGUCCAGGAGGCAUUUGAAAAGGAGCGGGAGAUGCUGGCGACGGAGCUGCAGCCACAACUCUGUGGCUCUGGCCCCAGGGCCCACGGCGCCCUGGUGGAGAGGCUGCAGAAGGUGGUCCAGGAGCAGGGGGACCUGCAGGAGAAGUCCUUGGAGCACCUUCGUCAGUCUGACAGGAGCAGCUUGCUGUCCGAGAUCCAGGCCCUGCGAGCUCAACUGCGACUGACACACUUGCAAAACCAGGAGAAGCUGCAGCAGCUGUGUGCAGCGCUGACCACUGCGGAGGCCCGUGGGAGCCAGCAAGAGCACCAGCUGCGCAGGCAGGUUGAGUUACUGGCAUAUAAGGUUGAGCAGGAAAAAUGUAUAGCGAGUGAUCUACAAAAAACCCUCAGUGAAGAGCAGGAGAAAGCAAAUAAUGUCCGAAAGCUGCUGGUGGUGGAGCAGAACAAGGUCAAAGCUUUGAAAUCUGAGCUAUGUGAGUGUAAACAGGACAACGAAAGGUUGCUUAAGUCCCUCGACGACGUGCAGAAGGAGGUUCUCCAACUGAGGUCCAUACUGGACAGCAAGGAGAAGGACCUGAAGGCCACACUUCAGGAGCUAGAGAAUGAGCGUGAGAAGGAGCAUGCCCUGCAGAGCCGGCUGGAGCAGGAGCAGCUACAGCAUCUGCAGAAGGAGGGCCAGAACUCCAAGGCCUUGGAGGAAUUAAGAAUAUCUUUGGAGAAGCAAUAUGCUGAGAAUAAUCAGCUCUGUGUAGCUUUAAAACAUGAGCAAACGGCGAAGGACAACCUUCAGAAGGAACUGCAGAUUGAGUCCUCGCGCUGUGAGGCGCUAUUGGCCCAGGAACGGAGCCGGGUCUCCAAGCUACACCGGAACCUGGAGACUGUGCAAGGCCGCUCACUUGAGCUGUCCGAGGCCUUGCAGCAUGAGCGAGUUCUGACAGAGCAGCUGAGCCGUAGGGCGCAGGAGGCCUGUGCUCACCAGGAGACACAGGCGCACCGUGCUCUGCUGCGGAAGCUGAAGGAUGAGACCACCCGAGUGGCAGAGCUUCAGGCGGCACUAGAAAAAGUGCAGCAGCACGCUGUGCACACCCAGCAGCAGCUGGAGGCUGAGGUGCAGAAGCGCUGUGCAGAGCUCGAGAGAGAGAAGGAGGUGAGUGCCAGGCAGAGGUCCACUGUGCAGGCCCUGCGGACCCCCAAGCCAAAGCUGAGCUGUGAUGAGGACAGGGAGAGGGAGAAGCCCACAUGGCUGCAGGCAGAAUUAGAGCAGUUACACUCGAGGCUGGCAGAACAAGGAUUCAAGGACACGAGGAGAAGAGUGGAGACCAGGCAGAGCCGGGCACACACGGACAAGUGGAAGAAGUGGCAGAGAGACAAGGAGAAACUGAGAGAAUUAGAAUUGCAGCGCCAGCGCCAUGAGCACAAGGUCAAGCAGCUUCAGCGGAAGAUAAGGGAGCUGGAGGCCAGGGAGGUGGCACGCCUGUCCCCAGAGUUGGAACAUCUCCAAGAGCAGCAGCAAGGCCUGGAGACAAUUCGGCAGCAGCUGCUCUGCACGGCAGGGCUGCUGACCAACUUAGUCAACCAGACUGUAGACAGGACAAUUAAUGAUUGGACCUCAUCAAAUGAGAAAGCAGUGACAUCUUUAUUGCGGAUGUUAGAGGACCUCAAGUCCAAGCUGAGCACAUCUAACUUUUCCCAGAAAAAAAUGGCAGCAGAGGUACAGGUCCAGCUGGUGGACAUGUUGCUGAAAGAAAAUGAUUCUCUUACCAAAGCUCUUGGUGCCAUGACCCAGGAGAAGGCAGAGCUGUGCAGGGCCACGUCCCGGCUGGAGAAGACCCUCAAGCACCACCUGUUGAAGGGCUGCUCGCUCGGUAGGUUGGACAGGUCAGCCGGGAGGCGGGACAGGACGAUCCCGCAGAGCUCACCAGGACUUCUAGACCCGACACUGCCCACACCAGCUUCCAGGGAGGAAGCAAACACCAGCAGUGGCAAGAUGGAAAAGUUGUACCUGCAUUAUUUGAGAGCAGAGAGCUUUAGAAAAGCUCUGAUUUAUCAAAAGAAGUAUCUUUUGCUAUUGAUCGGUGGAUUCCAGGACUCCGAACAAGAGACGCUUUCCAUGAUCGCUCAUUUGGGAGUGUUUCCUUCCAAGGCAGACAAGAAAGUCACCGCCUCCCGGCCUUUCACCAGGUUCCGGACUGCUGUCAGGGUGGUGAUUGCAAUCUCCAGAUUACGUUUUUUGGUAAAGAAAUGGCAAGAAGUAGAUCGGAAAGGAGCUUUGGUGCAAGGCCGAGCACCCCGCACAGGAAGGAUUCCCAGGGUCACGGCAACAGUCGACUCCACCAGAAACCAGCGAAUCCCCCCCGACCCGGGACGUGUCUUCCAGCCAGACCAGGGACUCUGUUCCAAAAGCCUCCCCACGCAGGAGGGAAAGGUCCAAUCCAUCUCCAAAUUCAAGAUCAGAAAGAUCCCUGACUGCUUCUCAAGAUCCAGAACAUUCUUUGACGGAAUAUAUUCACCAUUUAGAAAUGAUCCAGCAAAGACUAGGGGGAGUACCACCAGAUUCUACUUCAAAGAAAUCCUGCUGCCAGAAGACUAAACAAUGAAUAAAGUCCUCGUGGCUUUCACCCGUGGCAGUCCUGCUUGAGUAAGAGAGGCUUGCGGCGCGGCGUGCUGAGUGGUGCCCAGUCUCCUUACGUGCCUGGGAUGCCCACCCAGGGCGCCGCUGGGUGUGUCCGCACCUUCGUGCAUUGCUACCGAGCCAAAGGGAGUAUUUUUAUGUAAUUCCAGUAGGUUUAGGGCCUUGCCUUCGUGAGGUGACAUGGGCUCUUGUGAGUGAUGGGCACCUGCCCGGGUCUUUGUGUGUCAGCAGAGCUCCCCUGCCUGCCUCCGAGAAGGCUGAGCAGAGAAUGGCUCACUGUUGUUUAUUUUCUUAGUGUACAGAUGGAAACUGGUUUAAAAACAAAAACAAGAAAAAAAAUCAAAGAGAGGAUAUAAUUAAAGAACUAUUUUAUUUGUGAAAA